UAUAGGGAACAAAUCAAAGGCAGAAGGAUGUAUAGCUGAAGGUCAAAAAAUUGAAGAAGAUCUAACUCUUUAUUCUUGUUAUUUUGAGGAUAUCGAAUCGAGCGUAAAUAGUCCUAAACGAGUAAAUGAUGAAACAAAUCAUGAUGAGGUUCUUGAAAGGUCAUCUACGUUCCCUCGACAAGGUAAAGUUGUCGAAGGCUUCAUAACAUUUCCUUUGACUAAUUUGGAGAAAACUCAAGCUCAUCGAUAUGUAUUACUUAAUUGCGCUUCAGCAAAGCCAUUUAUUGAUGAAUUUAGGCAACACAUUAAAAGGAGUUCAAGAGGCAGAAAACCUUCGAUAACAGAGGUAGAAAAGAGAAUUAAUAGAGAGUUUACUAAUUGGUUUCCUAAGCGGAUAAUGAAUCCAGAUAUAGAAGACAGAAUCUCUGAUGAUAUAAAGUUUUUAGCACAAGGUCCAGCGCCAUAUGCAAGAAGAUUCACUUCUUAUAACAUUAAUGGGUUAAAAUUUCGAACUUUGUCAAGAGAACAAAGAUUGAAAACUCAAAAUAGUGGAGUUUUUCUUAUGUCUGACACUUCUUGUGUUGCGUCUAGUGCUGAUAGAAAUGCAAGACAAGCAGAUUUGCCAUAUUAUGGGAAGUUGGAAGAUAUUAUUGAGCUUAACUAUUAUGGAAAGUUCAGGGUUGUCCUUUUCAAAUGCAAGUGGGCUUACACUACUCGAGAUAGAGGGUUUAAAAGAGAUGUUUGGAACUUUAAUUGUGUCAAUUUUUCUAAGUUGAUUCACACCGGUAAUCGUGAGGAUGAUGAUCCUUAUAUUGAACCAUCACAAGCAAAUAUGGUUUUCUAUGUUGAUGAUGAAACAAAUAAAGAAUGGAGUGUAGCUAUACAUUUACAACCAAGAGAUGUGUUUGACAUGGGACAAGUUGAUGAAGAAGAGAUAUUUGAGAAUGAGCCCUACCAACAACAAGUGAAAUUUUUUCCGAUGUUGAUUAUGGAAAUGUCCAAAUCUCAACAGAGGAGCAUAUGUCUGAACACACAUAGCAUGCUUUUUAGUUUUGGUGUAAAGGAAAAACUAUUUGUAUAUGCUAAUCACAUCACUCUUUUAUUAAGAUUUGAACUUUUCAUGUGUGUGUGGAUCUGGAUACAAAUUUCUUAUGAAAAUCUGCAGUCUUAUAACUGGAUGAACCAGUAAUCUUUACAAGUAUUUCAAUAACAAUAUUUUUUUUAAGAAUUUCUUAUUUAUCAUAUCUUUGGUUUAUUGUAGAAAUGGCAAAGACCAAGCGCUGGCAGAACUUGCAAAACUCAGUUCAAACACAACCUACAUUGUCAGUUCAGCCCAACGCACAACCAACCACAUCACAAUCGAUUUCAUCAGUUAAGGAGAAAAAACAGAUGACUUCCUCAGUUCAGGCUACAUCACAUCCGGUUCAGUCAACUCAGGCUGCAUCACAGUCUAUUUCCUCAAAUCAGGCUGUAUCACAUUCGACUUCAUCAAGUCAGGCCAAAUCACAACCGAAAUCAUUUAAGAAGCGUGUUGUUGGACGUGAGUCUACGGAGUAUUGCACCGUAGAAGCAAUAGAUUCAGAAGGAAACAAA
This is a messenger RNA of Solanum lycopersicum (tomato), 1593 nucleotides long. NCBI's taxonomy places the organism in Eukaryota, Viridiplantae, Streptophyta, Magnoliopsida, Solanales, Solanaceae. The record is from RefSeq and is a predicted model, not a curated record.